Exophiala spinifera is the source of this 921-nucleotide messenger RNA. RefSeq lists its product as uncharacterized. Gene Ontology annotation, cellular component: cytoplasm. Lineage: Eukaryota; Fungi; Ascomycota; Eurotiomycetes; Chaetothyriales; Herpotrichiellaceae. Gene Ontology annotation, molecular function: zinc ion binding. The record is from RefSeq and is a predicted model, not a curated record. Bases 1 to 921 code for a protein of 306 amino acids. The transcript has a single exon.
AUGUCGACACCCUCAGCUGCCCCCGAGUCCUCCUCAUACACAGCCAUGGACCGAGACGUCGAAGCGAUUGGCAAACACUGCGAGUUUGCCUACUGCCACCAACUAGACUUUCUCCCUUUUCGUUGCGAAUCCUGCCAUCACACUUUCUGUCUGGAUCAUCGUACUGAGACCGCGCACAAAUGUACUCACGCUGGCGAAUGGGCCAAGAACAGACGACGCAACAGCGUUGGGCGGGCUGCAGCUGCAUCGACUCCUGGUGCCGGCCGGCCGAACCAUUCCAAUGCAGCACAGUGCAGCAAUUCCACCUGCAAGACCUUCAUAAAUACACUGCAGAAUACCGGUGUCCACUGUCCACAUUGCAACCGGAGUUACUGCCUCAGGCACCGCAUGCGGGAGGAUCACGACUGCAAGAAUCUCAUCCCGCUGGGUGCACGGCCUCUCGAUAUUGCCGUGCAGAGCAACAAGGAAAAGAUCAAACUCGGGUUUGGACGCUUAAAGACAUGGAGCAAGAACCAGCAAGAGAUGCUCGUGCCCAAGCCCAAACCGUCGAGUCGGGCUGCACAACUCGCCGACCUGAACAAACUGAAAAAGAAUGCCAAAGGAGAUGACAAACUGGAUGCGGAGAAGAGAGUAUAUCUACAUGUUGAAGCCGAGGCAGCAAGUACGACCAGCAAACUCCCGAGGGCAGAUUUGUUCUUUUCACAGGACUGGAGUAUCGGGCGAUUAUUGGACGACGCGGCAAAGAGGUUGCAGGUCGCGAACGUGAACAAUCGCGUGGAAACAGAAGAACAGAGGCUUAGAGUCUACCAUGUCGAGGGCGGUAGACUACUGGAAUUUUCAGAGAAGGUUGGAAAAUCACUGAUCAACGGGAACACAGUGGUGCUGCUGCGAGGUGUAGGGCCUAAGGAGGCUCCGUCGUAA